Trypanosoma grayi is the source of this 2601-nucleotide messenger RNA. RefSeq lists its product as hypothetical. The coding region runs from base 1 to 2601 and encodes 866 amino acids. NCBI's taxonomy places the organism in Eukaryota, Euglenozoa, Kinetoplastea, Trypanosomatida, Trypanosomatidae. The transcript has a single exon. The record is from RefSeq and is a predicted model, not a curated record.
AUGAGUUUGAAUGAAGUGACUUCGGGUUACUUUGGCGAUGUGCCGUACUGCAGCCCCGUAGAAAGCAGUAUAUAUUUGGACGUCCUCACAUCUGCAAGGAUACAUCGUGUCCCUGAAUCCAUGAUGACGAAGGCCGACGCUGAGAAUUUUUUCGUGGAUUCUAGUACUCAAUAUCAUAGCUUGGUCCUGCAACUAAAUAAUAAGGCUGAUGGAGCUACAAGUCGGCCAAAUUCUAGUUGUGACAUUGGGGUUCUCGAUGCUAUCCCUCCUCUGUUUCAAUCGCCGUCCGUUCAGCGGAUUUUUCGAGAGGACGAGUACAACAACUGCUUUGUGACCAUUGAGUCAAAGGAACCGAGUCGCACCUCCGCUAAUGAUUAUUUUGGUACUAAAGAUGGCUCGCCUGUUCAUGUGGUGUCGCUUGAUCUGAAGGGGAUAGAUAACACGUGGCAGUCUCUUUUGUCAUUUCUUUUGGGAGAUGCGCCUUGUGAAAAAGGUGUUGUGUACCUUCUACCAAGCCUUGACGCCUACCUCCACAAAGGAGAUCCGUACAGUGGCUUUAUGUUCUCUUUGUGGGCGCUUGGUAUAUCCUCAAUACUGCAUCACUUUGCCUCAAAUUCCAUGCAUUCGACUCGUCAACGACUUAAUAAGGUGAGCAUUUGUAUUACUGUUUUGGAAGGCGCUGAGGGUGAAAGUGUCGCGGAUGACGUUCAUCUUUUUCUUGAGAACAGAUUAAGGAUUUGUGUGAGUCGCGCAAAUAAAGUCUCGGACAUACCGAGUGAUACUUUAAAUGUGGAUUCAGCGAAUGUGGCUACUGCGGAUAAUCGUGAGGAGUGGCUUGAGAAGGCGACAGAGAUGGUUGUAGGAAUUCACGAGGAAUUGUGUGAUGUAGAUGAAGAGGACCAGAAUGGAUCGGAUUGCAAGUUGCGUUGUAUUUUGUUUGUCAUACCCGAGGUAAAAUUUCUGCGAAGAGAUUUGGAGAGAUACCUAUGCGACAGUUAUACUUCCAUUCCAAUUGUUGUCGUUACAGAAGAGAAACAAAUCCGCAAUCUGUUAUUGUCCAACGACCGCCGGACCCCUAUAACACUGUUCUGCUCGCAGCAAAAAAUUGAGGAGGAGCUUCGAAAGCCAGAUCAUGAAAGAUUCUUGAAUCAUUUGACUGUGAAAGCUAUUUUUUAUGGCGAGGCAAACCGUUGUGACCGCGAGAUUGCUAUUAUUCGCCUACUCCUUCCUGGAGGUCCUCUUCCAGUGAUGUUGCCGCAUCCACUUCUUGAUUCCGCAGAUAAAGAGGAACACUGUGAUAAGUUACGUCUUCCUGGUAGUGAGUGCUUUCAAGAGGCAAUGAAUGUUGUCCUAUGGCUAUUUAGACGCUUUAGACUUGAUCUUUCUCGAGGAGGAACAAAUCCAGUAUUACAUAUAUCUGAAAUGUUUUUCGUUUCUCGAGGUGCGGUGGAGUUUUUUGAGAAUGUUAUGAAGUCAAUGAAAGCAGCUGGUUUGGUGUGCUUUGUGAAGCAGUCUGAUGGUUCAAACGCGUAUCGUCUAGAGGUCCUUGGGCGGACUCUUUCAUAUAGGUUUCGUUUGCCUUAUGAACCGCUAUUUCCUGAAUUCACGCCAUUUGAUGUUAAAUGCAUCCUUUGGUGUCACGCUUUUAGACAAUCCAGAGCCACUGCUCAAGAGCUAAUAUGUGCUGCUCAUUUUCUACCAACGUGGGUUGAGGGUGCACUUCAAAAAUUUUUCUCGCGUCAUAGAAUAACGUUGGAAAACGAAGUAAGUUCAGAAGAAGAGGCUGUGGCUCUUGUUCAGCAUCUUUCUUCUGUGCCUAAGUACGGUCCGAAUUUUUCACGAGUGAAGACCUUUUUAAGUCAUCCCUCGGGAGAAAGAGUGCCCAUUUCUAAGCAUUUUACGGGAACACAAUCAACUUCUUGCCGGGGCUGGUUUGAACAGGCGCCUAUUAGCAGAAAUCCGGAAACGAUACCGAGGCCUCAUGUGAACGUUUACUGUUAUCCUUCUUCUACUGAGUUGUGUGAAGUGCGGUUUGGAGGCGAAACAAUGCAGUGUCCACUGGAUCUUUCGUACCCUUUGAUUGCAACCCACAUUGCUCUUCACACCACGCUCUGGAACAAUGGAGUUUUUCUUGAGUAUUACAAUGAUUCUAGUGCGGCACCUCUUUUACCAAUACCUUCAGCCGUACUUCAGUCUCCUACAUUGAGGUCUUUUUUGAAUGAUGUUAAUGAUGGAAAUGUAGGAUUCUGGCUUGACAAUUGCAUGGAUUCAGGUCCUGCGCUUUCUGAUCCUUUGGUGCUUGCUUCUUUAAUGUCAAAGGCACACUCCUUAUUGGGGCUUUGCGACCAUGGGGCACUCCGCCGGAAACGUCUUCAAAAGGAAGCCGCGGUGAAACGUCAGAAAUGCGAAGUAAAAGCAGACUUCAAGACCCCAUCGGAGGCUGAAGCAGCAACCAUUAGGGAAUUCGCCAACGCAGCUAUAAAACUGGGACGUGAGAAUGCGGAGAAGCGUUUUACAGGAAUGAGAGGAUUUGCUUUUUUAAAUCCUUCGCAUGAAAACCAUGCUUACUACAUUCAUGUUUUGGAGCAAUCCUCCAAGUAA